AAUUAUUAUUAUUCCCACUAGAUUCAGCUGCCACCACCCCUGCCACUAUCAGCACCGCCGUCGCCGCCUCUGCGCCACGGCCACGGCCACCACCAUCACUCCCACCUGUAAAUUUAUCUCACAGAUUCAAACAUUAAUGGCCUAAUUUUUCUAUUUUUUUUCUUUUUUUUAUUUGUUUUUUUUGUUUUUCAUACAAUGCCUCAAAUCAAAAUCCCAAAUUCUAACCCUAAACCUAACCCUAACAAGUACGAAAGGCCACCCGUUCUGAAGAAAUCACGGACCAAUUCCGACGACGUGGUUCCGGCUCCUCACUUUCCUGGUCCUCUCUUCCCUGCUGUUCGCCGCUCCUCCCCAUCUCCUCCUCCUCCUCCUCCGGCGUCAUCCACGGCUGCCGAUGCGUCCGGAUUCUCCGAUCGUGACUGGCUCUUCCCCUCUUUCCUCGGCCCCCACACCGUGCGGGGCCGCGGUACCGUCCAGGCGGCUAAGUCGCCCAAGCACGACUUCUCUCACUCUCACUCCGGUUCCCCCAACCGCAGCCGCUCGAUGCCGUCCGGGUUAGGCGGCGGCGGGCAUGGUAAGAUGGUGGAGUCCAUGCGCCUAAUUGGGGCUCUUCGUCCGAGUACGGACGUGCCGGAGUCGGAGAAGGAAGCGAAACCGGUGGCGGUUCGAAGUUCUUCUUCGACGGGUUUAAGUGCUCGAAGAGCUCGCGGAUUUAAGCGCUCUGUGUAUCUCUAUUUGCUCAUUUUAACUUGUAUAUUUUCUGUCUCUUAUGCAAUUUAUCUGCGAAAUGAAGUAACAAAACUUCAGGGAGAGAUAACUUAUCUUCUUAAAUUGUGUAAUGAUAAAGAUGAUGUUCAUAAUCACAGCUACAAGGUUUUGAAGCUUGGGGAUGAUGGUUCAUCUUCUUAUUUUGGUAAUGCAGACAGUAGAACAGUUGCUCUGUAUACUGUGUUGUUCACACUUGCAAUGCCGUUUGUGUUUUACAAAUGUCUCGACUAUUUUCCCCAAGUGAAGAAUCUCUCAAAUAGAACAAAGUGUAACAAGGAGGAGGUUCCCUUGAAGAAGAGAAUUGCUUAUAUGGUGGAUGUGUGUUUCUCUGUUUAUCCUUAUGCAAAGCUGCUUGCGCUUCUCUUUGCCACCAUAUUUCUUAUAGGAUUUGGUGGCUUGGCACUGUAUGCUGUCAGUGAUGGUAGCUUAGCUGAAGCACUUUGGCUUUCAUGGACUUUUGUAGCAGACUCUGGAAAUCAUGCCGAUAGGGUUGGCACUGGCCAAAGGAUUGUUUCAGUUUCUAUAAGUUCUGGUGGCAUGCUGAUAUUUGCAAUGAUGCUUGGGCUUGUUUCUGAUGCUAUAUCAGAGAAGGUGGAUUCAUUGCGCAAAGGGAAGAGUGAGGUCAUUGAAAGGAACCACAUAUUAAUUCUUGGAUGGAGCGACAAGUUGGGUUCCCUUUUGAAGCAGCUAGCAAUAGCCAAUAAGAGCAUUGGUGGCGGUGUAGUGGUUGUACUUGCAGAAAGGGACAAAGAAGAAAUGGAGAUGGAUAUAGCAAAGCUAGAAUUUGAUUUCAUGGGGACAUCUGUUAUAUGCAGAAGUGGCAGCCCUCUUAUACUUGCCGACUUAAAAAAGGUUUCUGUUUCAAAGGCACGUGCCAUCAUUGUAUUAGCAUCUGAUGAAAAUGCAGAUCAGAGUGAUGCACGUGCUUUGAGGGUUGUGCUCAGCCUCACUGGAGUAAAGGAGGGUUUAAAGGGUCAUGUUGUUGUAGAGAUGAGUGAUCUUGACAAUGAACCCUUGGUGAAGCUUGUCGGUGGAGAACUCAUUGAGACGGUUGUUGCACAUGAUGUGAUUGGACGUUUGAUGAUACAGUGUGCUCUCCAACCAGGCCUUGCACAGAUAUGGGAAAAUAUUUUGGGGUUUGAGAAUGCAGAGUUUUAUGUAAAAAGGUGGCCUCAAUUAGAUGGUAUGCGUUUUGAAGAUGUCCUUAUUUCUUUUCCCGAGGCAAUUCCCUGUGGGAUUAAGGUGGCUUCAGAUGGUGGAAAGAUAAUCUUAAAUCCAGAGGAUAAUUAUGUUCUAAGAGAAGGUGAUGAAGUCCUUGUCAUAGCUGAGGAUGAUGACACCUAUGCACCAGACCCUCUUCCAGAGGUGCACAGGGUUCCUUUUCAUGGUGUUAUCCCUCCCCCAAAAUACCCUGAAAGGAUACUAUUUUGUGGCUGGCGACGUGAUAUUGAUGAUAUGAUUUUGGUAUUAGAAGCAUUUUUGGCUCCAGGUUCAGAGUUGUGGAUGUUCAAUGAGGUUCCCAUAAAAGAAAGAGAGAAGAAGCUUACUGACGGUGGAUUUGAUAUUUUUGGAUUGGUAAAUAUAAAACUUGUCCACCAUGAGGGAAAUGCUGUAAUCCGACGGCAUUUAGAGGAUCUUCCUCUGGAGACUUUUGAUUCUAUAUUAAUUCUUGCAGAUGAGUCUCUCGAGGACUCCAUUGUGCAUUCUGAUUCACGAUCUCUAGCCACACUCCUUCUUAUACGAGAUAUUCAGUCAAAGCGCCUUCCUGACAGAGAUACAAAGUCGGCUGCUUCACGGCAUUCAGGGUUCUCUCACAGCUCUUGGAUCCGUGAAAUGCAGCAAGCUUCAGACAAAUCAAUAAUUAUUAGUGAAAUUCUCGAUUCUAGAACAAGAAACCUGGUGUCAGUGUCCAGAAUCAGUGACUAUGUCCUAUCAAAUGAGCUGGUGAGCAUGGCACUAGCAAUGGUAGCUGAAGACAAGCAAAUCAAUCGUGUUCUGGAGGAACUGUUUGCUGAAGAGGGGAAUGAAAUGUGUAUAAGACCAGCAGAAUUCUAUCUAUUCGACCAGGAAGAGCUCUGUUUUUACGAAAUAAUGAUUAGGGGCCGUCAGAGACAGGAAAUUGUGAUUGGUUAUAGGCUUGCAACCACAGAGCGUGCCAUAAUCAACCCUCCAGACAAAUCCAAACGACGAAAAUGGUCGAUUGAGGAUGUUUUUGUUGUCAUCUCCAUAGAUGAAUGACAAGGAAACUAGACAACCAGUUCAUACCAAACACCCCAAAAACCACUCUCCCCCAACUCGAUUCUUUCCAUUCCACGAUUCAACCAACCAUACCAUUAUUCAUAGGAACAACUCACCCUUACAAUUCCAUUGCAUAAGUUUAAAGAUUUUCCCAGGAUAGUGACAGAAACUGCUGUUCCACUUUUAAUCUUGAUUCACCUUGUUAACUUAGUCUGUACGGGAAGAGAAAACUCACCAUGAUAUAGGGAGAUAAUGGGAAGGAUGUUAGAUUCUACUUACUUGAAGAUGGCUCUGGAAAAAAAAAUGUUGUACAAGGUUUUAGCAAAUAGUCAUUGUGAAAAAUGAGAAGAGUAGUUGUAGGUGGUACUUGUGUUCACUGAUGGCAAAUCUCAUUUGUGACAUUUUUGUCUUUGACAGGCCUUUGGAAAAAGAUUUGAUUCCAUUGUAGCAUCCUUGAGAACAAUGACUGCAAAGCUAGAAUGAGAACACAAAGGCUUUUAUGUAUGCAUACAUAGCAUGUGAUUGUUGUAUUAUUGAAUGGAUUAAAUUCUUAAUCUUAAUUUCUCAUAUCUUUGCAGAUGUGUUAAGGGUUC
Molecule: messenger RNA, 3599 nt
Organism: Vitis riparia (riverbank grape)
Lineage: Eukaryota; Viridiplantae; Streptophyta; Magnoliopsida; Vitales; Vitaceae
Product: ion channel DMI1
Exons: 12
Coding region: 196-3006 (936 amino acids)
Biological process (GO): monoatomic ion transport
Source: RefSeq, a predicted model, not a curated record